AUGCCUCCUCGAAUCCCUCGAACACACCUGCGGUCCGUUGGGCAUCAGAAUGCCCUGCUGCAGAAGAAGCCUCACCCCGAGAGGCAAUCCGUCUGUCUCUUUUGCUCGCUCUCGCCACAACCCAGUCUUCGACCCGCGCGGCAUGCGAACCGGAGAGGAGCGCCUCCUGCUCGCAGGCUCGAAUCGACCGUCGCAACUUCGGACGACGCCGCCUUCCCGAACACUCGCAAAGACCUCGAACACGUCCUCAUUGAACUACAGAAACACGCUGCCAACUACGUGAACCUUUCUCGACUGCAGCUGGCUCUCAGUGGCUUGCGACAAACCCCCGGUAACGAAUCUAUACGGGUUGCGAUACUAGCUCUUGCAAAUGAGUCCGAGUCUAACAAGACGGCGAAAGAAGUUCUGAAGCUUCUGUUGGCAGACCCAUUGAAAGCCGCGGAACAAUGGGAGCAGGAGGUCGACCAACACAACUUGUCACAGCCCAUGAUAGUACGGGUUGGAGCCACAGAACGCCAAGAGGAUGGGUCCAUCUCCGUCGCGAAAAACAGCCUGUUGCACGAGGUCAAUGUCUCGUCCGCGACACUGAACGGCUACAGUCUCGAGCUCCUCUUCUUGGAGACGAAUCCUUUCGCCACGGCACAAGAAGUCGGCGCCAUGGAAGGCUUCGAGGAGUCUGUACUGGUCCCUACUGUGGAUAUCCCAAUUUCCAGUACUGGGAGGUACAGUCCUAUCACAACUCCGGUCCACAAGGCCCUGAUUGUGGCGGAUGGCAUAUUGGGUGCCGCAUCUGUUGUAUCCAUGCCUACGUUCGAAAGCCAAAACGUCAUCUCAGCCGCUGUUAAUCUGCCCGAUUACAAGCCGGUUGACACGGCAUCCCUACCAUUUACCCCUAUUGAUGUCGGAACCGCCAAUACUGGACUGGGACUGGUGCGAAAUAACCUCCGUGAUGCUAUCGAGUACGAGCAUCUCUGGUUUCAGAGCAAUCUCCCGAAGCUGGUGGAGUGGCUGAAGGCUGAUAUUUUCACUACGCCUGACAACACCACCAAACCGCCUGUCAAGGAGCUUAUCGCCUCCUUGCUGAGAAACACGUCGGCUGCCAUUCAGGUCGAAGAAGCUCGGAAACUCGGCGCUUCACUAUCUUCCUCUACCAAACCCGCGCCUGUCAGCACACUCCGGAGUAGUCUUGAGAGUUGGGCCGAGAGCGCUCAUUCUGAAUUACAGGAGCAACUUGACGCCGCAUUCGCUAGCAAGAGAUGGCGAAAGCUUGGGUGGUGGAAACUUUUUUGGCGAGUGGAUGAUGUCGGGAUGCUUACGAGCGACAUCCUAAACCAGCGAUUCCUGCCAGGGGCUGAUAGAAGCGCUAUCUUCCUCGCAGGAAGAAUGAAAGAGGCUGGCGUACCUCUGGCUCCGAUGUCAAUCCCUUCGGAGCAUGCGGCCUCAGUACCUCCUAGUAGUGAUGUGGGAUCCGCAACAUCCAACUCACCAUCGACAGCGGCAGCUAGCUGGCCUAUGAAUAUCCCCGCCACUCGACACUACCUUCAGACAGAGACGAUCCCUGCUUUGCAGGCACUCGCCCAGAAGCUCGUCGUCCAGACAUUGACAACAUCAGGUCUGACGACCGCACUCGGCACCCUCGUAUACGUUGGUACAUUGACCACAACGCUCUACGAAGCAGGUGCCGUUGCUGCACUGGGUAUCGUGUGGAGCAUGAGACGCAUGCAGAAGCGCUGGGAGGCGGCGCGCGAGUUCUGGGAGGGCGAAGUAAGAGAAGAGGGCCGCAAGGCUGUCAGGGGUGUCGAAGGUGUGGUCGGCAACUCCUUGUCACAAGCGCAGGCUGUCCAGGAGGCGAGAGGGAAGUCUGAGGGACAGGCUGGUCUGGAGAAGGCGAAAGACCUGGUCCAGAAGGCUCAGGAGCUGUUGCUAAAGCUGAAGUGA
This is a messenger RNA of Anthostomella pinea, 1938 nucleotides long. The record is from the annotation of a GenBank genome assembly. NCBI's taxonomy places the organism in Eukaryota, Fungi, Ascomycota, Sordariomycetes, Xylariales, Xylariaceae.